Molecule: messenger RNA, 738 nt
Organism: Protopolystoma xenopodis
Lineage: Eukaryota; Metazoa; Platyhelminthes; Monogenea; Polystomatidea; Polystomatidae
Source: the annotation of a GenBank genome assembly
AUGGCAAGGCUCACUGAUGAUGCCGACUACGAUGCCGGCGAAAUGUUUAAGAAUGUAUCCAGUCAACUGUCAGAUCCUGGGAAUCAAGACAACUACUAUGGCAGACGACUUCGGACUAGAGGAAUCCACCGUCGUCUUCUGGUGAAACCGACCCUCGAAUCUCUUCAUCCAGCACUCUUACUCGAAAUGAAAAUACAUACUCAAUGCAUGCUCUCUAGUAUCGACAUAGAUCUGAACAACUUAUUGGACAAUGAGCCCAGCACUCUUCUCUCUCCUCAUUCUCUUGCUCAUUCUCCGUUCAGUCGACCCUCUUCUUCAUCCGCAGUUAAUGCAAAGACCUCUGCAACAGGCAAGACGUCCAUCUCUGGUCAAGCGUCACCUAGCAGGCUUUCUGAUUUACGAUCCUGCUUCUUUGGCAGUGGACCAGACCCCGUCACCUCAACCACUGUUGCUUCUUCUCCAUUCGGCUGCAUUCUCCAGCAUCAUAUCAGACAGUUUGCUGCCGCUAACCAACAAAACCAGCACCAACUUUCUGCGACGAUACCUACUAAAAAGGCGGAGAUUAGUCCUGCAGUGCCAAUCACGACUUCAAAAACUCAAAAUGAUAAUUUUAUUAAGCGUGGUGACUCAUUAUCGAAGGCCCAAGAGGUUUGUGUUCAUAUUUGUGUUUACUUUUUAAUACGAAGAAAAGUUGGGUUUCGAGGCAUCUCUUGGCCUACUUUAAAUGAAAGUGUGUGA